UUAAAUCCCGGCGAGAACUCUCUGCAAUCGGUUGGCCAUGGAGCUGCUACUGCUGGUACUGCUGCUCGCACUUCGCUUCGGUGGCUCGGAAGUACUCAAGAUAACCUUUUGGAUUGAGCCCGUUCAGCGGGCGGAAUUCGAUACCGAUAUAGCGGUGGUACUCAAGGAGUUGGAUGCACUGCGUCUGGAUGUUAAGGUGGACGAUACCACCUUGACUCUGACCCGGUCGGAAGAUGGCUUGGACAUGCAGCGGUUUUGUGAAAUUCUGUCCACUGCCGGUGCAAGUGCCGUGAUCGACCUCACCUACAGCCACUGGGAGGAGGGCUAUAACCUGGUCCGCACCCUGGGUAUUGGCUAUGUGCGUCUGGAGCGGAUUAUGCGUCCCUUCCUGGACAUGUUCGGUGACUUUAUGCGCCAGAAGCGAGCCAACAACGUGGCAAUGGUGUUCAUGAAUGCCCGCGAUGCCGGCGAAGCCAUGCAACAGAUGCUAAUCGGCUAUCCCUUUCGAACACUCAUCAUGGACGCCAGUCAGACCGAUCCUGGCCAGCAUUUUCUCGAGCGCAUCCGAUCGCUGCGUCCGGCGCCAACUUAUAUAGCCAUAUUCGCACGCGCGGCCGCCAUGAACGGCAUUUUCGAAAAGGUUCAAAAGGCUGGACUCUUUCAACGGCCGCUGGAGUGGCACUUUGUGUUCUUGGACACUCGGGAUCGGGUAUUUAAGUACAGGCGCCAGGCGGAACUGUGCACCCGGUUCACAUUGAGUCCUCGAGCGAUCUGCCGAUCGAUGCCCAUGCCGGAUCUUUACUGCGGAAGUGGAUUUACGAUGCAACGUGCCAUGCUGCUGAAUGUGCUGCGCAGCCUGAUAAACGCCGCCCAGGUGAGUCCCGGUUAUCCGACGGCCAUUUACCAGGACUGUAAUGCCACCGCCUCGUCGUCGGAGGUGGGGGAUCCGUUGGAGAAGGACGACUACAACUGGCUGGACAUGGUGCACUGGAGUAACUUUCUCGCGUACGCCACGCCUUCGCCUCAGAUCCAGGGUCAAUUCCAAAGACCAGUGCCGGGUCUCACCUUUGCGGUGAACAUAUCCGCCGGAUACUACAGUUCUGAGCACGAGGCAAAGACAGAUCUGGCCGCCUGGUCGUCGGUGGGCGAGAUGCGGCUCCUGAACGAGACGAUCAGUCCGGCACGUCGGUUCUUCCGGAUCGGCACCGCCGAGAGCAUUCCUUGGAGCUAUCUGCGUCGGGAGGAACGCACCGGUGAGCUGAUACGGGAUCGCAGUGGUUCGCCCAUUUGGGAGGGCUAUUGCAUCGACUUCAUCAUUAGGCUCUCGCAAAAGCUGAACUUCGAGUUCGAGAUCGUGGCCCCCGAGGUGGGACACAUGGGUGAGCUGAACGAGCUGGGCGAGUGGGAUGGCGUGGUGGGUGAUCUGGUCCGUGGCGAGACAGACUUCGCCAUUGCCGCACUGAAGAUGUACUCGGAGCGGGAGGAGGUGAUCGACUUCCUGCCGCCAUACUACGAGCAAACGGGCAUAUCGAUCGCGAUUCGGAAGCCAGUGCGCCGCACAUCGCUGUUCAAGUUCAUGACCGUGCUCCGACUGGAGGUCUGGCUGAGCAUAGUGGCCGCCUUGGUCGGUACGGCCAUCAUGAUCUGGUUCAUGGACAAGUACUCGCCGUACAGCUCGCGGAACAAUCGGCAGGCAUAUCCGUAUGCCUGCCGAGAGUUCACCCUGCGGGAGAGCUUCUGGUUCGCCCUUACGUCGUUCACGCCGCAGGGCGGAGGAGAAGCACCCAAGGCCAUUUCCGGACGGAUGCUGGUGGCCGCCUAUUGGCUGUUUGUCGUGCUCAUGCUGGCCACAUUCACGGCAAAUCUGGCUGCUUUCCUCACCGUGGAGCGCAUGCAGACGCCGGUCCAGUCGCUGGAGCAACUGGCUCGACAGUCAAGGAUAAACUACACCGUGGUGAAGGACUCCGAUACUCAUCAAUACUUCGUGAACAUGAAGUUCGCCGAGGACACGCUGUACCGGAUGUGGAAGGAGCUGGCCCUCAAUGCUAGCAAGGAUUUCAAGAAGUUCCGCAUCUGGGACUAUCCGAUCAAGGAGCAGUAUGGCCAUAUACUGUUGGCCAUCAAUAGCUCUCAGCCGGUGGCGGAUGCCAAGGAGGGAUUCGCCAAUGUGGAUGCUCACGAGAAUGCCGACUAUGCAUUCAUCCACGAUUCGGCGGAGAUCAAGUACGAGAUCACGAGGAACUGUAAUCUCACCGAGGUGGGCGAGGUGUUCGCCGAGCAGCCGUAUGCCGUGGCCGUCCAGCAGGGCAGUCAUCUGGGUGACGAGCUGAGCUACGCGAUUCUGGAGCUGCAGAAGGAUCGUUUCUUUGAGGAGCUGAAGGCCAAGUACUGGAACCAAUCGAAUCUGCGUAACUGCCCGCUGUCGGAGGACCAGGAAGGCAUUACCCUGGAAAGCUUGGGCGGCGUCUUUAUAGCCACCCUCUUUGGCCUCGUCCUCGCCAUGAUGACCCUCGGCAUGGAGGUGCUCUACUACAAGAAGAAGCAAAACGCACUGGAAAUAACCCAGGUGCGUCCGGUGGAUGAUUCGUCGGGGUCCGGAGGCAAUUCUUCAACAGCUCCCCCCACUGCAACUAGCACCACGAAGCAGGCAUGGCACAUCCCUGUGCUUCAGGCGGAGGAGAAGCCAGCCAAGGUAUCGCCACCGCCCUCCUUCGAAGCAGCCACUUUCAGGGGCAAGAAGCUGCCGGCCAGAAUCACCCUGGGUGAUGGCAAAUUCAAGCCGCGUCAGGGACUGUACGCAAGGAGGAAUCUCGGUGCCUCCGAUUCCCACAGUGGCUACAUGGACGAAAAAGUAAAAUUCUUUGGGGUUUUUAUCAAGCGCGGAACUCUGCGCCGGAACGUUCCGCCCGGAAUCGCGGAUCAAAAGUGCCACGAGACGUCGCCGAUAGAACAGAAGCGGAAAAUUUGGGGAAAAUACGGAAAUAUGUGGGCUCCCGGCGGGGAUGUUAAAUCAAUAGUGGUGCUGGCGGCACUAGCGGCGCUUCUCUGGGCCCCACUUGAGGUCCUUGGGCGGAAGCACCACCUGGAAGUGAGGAACGACCGUCGCCAGUACAUCGCACUCAGCACCUUUGGAUUCUACACUAAUGGCCAUUUAGAUGUGCAGCUCAGCAAGUUGACUUUUGACAAUGAACAGCUUACAGAUUUGAUGGGUCUGUCGCUGGACAAGACCACUAUUGACCAGCUGAAUCCCUACUUGGACUCGCAUCAAAACAAAUGCAUCCUCGAGGAAUCACCUAAAUCCCAGAUCAGCGGACCCAUUCUCUUCUUCGUGCUGGACCUCAAGGAACUGAAAGUUCGUGUUAAGUGCUCCCCCGAAUGGCACAACAUGCACAUCUACAACCAAAUCCCGUCCAGAACCAAGCGGCACUCCCAUAUGGCCAAAGUCAGCGAUUCGGUCCUGUUUCGGCAGACCCGCGCUGCCCAAGAUUUCUCCGCCGAGGGUCCAGAUGAGUCCAUGGAGGAUCCCUUGGAGCAGGAACCGGCGGACUUAAAGUCUUCCUCGCCUGCUGCGGUUGCAGGCAAAAUUGAGCUGCCCAAAGAUGAAGGUGCACCCAAGGUAGAUGCUCCUGCCCAGAAUGUUGAUGCUGUCAAAGAAGAGUCUGUUCCCAAGCCACCAGUGGCUGCCAAUCAGAAUAUUUCUGACAAGCAGGAACUGCCUCCCCCACCAAAUGCCGCGCCUAAAUUAGAGGAAGCCGUUAAGAGUGAACAGAAGCAGGAGAAAGCCCCCGCUAAAAAGGAUGAAACCCCGGCCAAACAGGAGGAAACCCCAGCAAAGCAAGUACCCGUAGAAGAGCCAAAAGUCGCAGCCCCACCACCGGCCGUAAAUAGCCCAGCAGCUGCUCCGUCCCUAGAUGAUACUCAAGUUAACAAAAAAAAUGAAGACACCGAUACGGACGCAGCUCCCGGAAACCCCUUCCCGCACGAGGACGAUUCCGAAGAAGAUUCAUAUGGACCCGACUCGUUUAAGCAAUCGCAAGAAAACCUGUGCAAGGAUUCGACCAUGCCGCUGGUCAGGGAGACCAUCAACAAUGUACACUACUACAGCUUUAACUUCUCUAUGAUGGUGGCCACGCCCAGUGACGAGGGCUUGUACAACCUUUACUUCCACGCCUGUCCCAAUUAUCACACCUCAAAAAUAAUGUCCUUCAAUGUGGACAUCGAGGAGAACAACAAUGGCAACUACUUGUCGGCUGGAGAAAUGCCCCUGCCCGCCUUGUAUUUCAUGAUGAGUCUGCUCUUCUUUCUCUCCGGCCUCUUUUGGGUUUUCAUUUUGAAGAAGAGCAAGCACACUGUGUACAAAAUCCAUUAUUUGAUGGCCGUUCUGGUCUUCCUCAAGUCCCUCUCGCUGAUGUUCCACUCGAUCAACUAUCACUUCAUCGAAAAGCGGGGCGAACACGUGGAGACCUGGGCCAUCCUUUACUACAUUGCCCACCUGUUGAAGGGCGCCGUGCUCUUCAUCACUAUCGUUCUGAUUGGCACCGGCUGGACUUUUAUUAAGCACAUUCUCUCUGACAAGGACAAGAAGAUUUUCAUGAUCGUGAUUCCACUGCAGGUUCUGGCCAACGUGGCCCAGAUCAUUACAGACGAGUCUGAUCAGAGCGACGCCGAGUUCCGUACCUGGCACAACAUAUUCUUCUUCGUGGAUCUGCUGUGCUGCGGCGCCAUCCUGUUUCCAAUCGUAUGGUCCAUCCGACAUCUGCAUGAGGCCUCUGCGACAGAUGGCAAGGCGGCGAUCAAUUUGCGCAAGCUGAAGCUGUUCCGUCAGUUCUACAUCAUGAUCGUGUGCUAUAUCUACUUCACGCGGAUCAUCGUCGAUCUGCUGCAGAUGACGGUGGUGUUCCAGUACGCCUGGCUAGACGAGAUGUUCCGUGAGAUGGCCACCUAUGUGUUCUUCGUGCUGACUGGUUACAAGUUCCGUCCAGUAUCCUCGCAUCCGUACUUCACCGUGCCGGACGAAGACGAGGACGACGACGAGGUGGAGGUGCUUACCGAAUCUGGUCUCACGGAGACGGUGCACCGUGUGAAGCAGCUAAACCGGAACCACGGAAGCGGCUUGGGCGGAAUCACCAUCAUCGAGGGCAACGAUGAUGAGCGCGAGAACCUGAUUGCAAAGCGGGAAUCAAGCCAUGAGUACGAUUAGGCCCCAUAACUCGAGGCCAAUUGAUCUGCAUCACCAAUAUUCCCUGCAUUAGUCCAUAGUCUGUAGUCCCCGGAGUCUUGGAUAUGAUGACUCAAAUUCUGAGCUAGUACUUUACUUUAAUAUAUUUGUUUUAUGUUCAGCGCAUCUUACGAGAAAUCAAUAAGAAAAUCAAAAGCAAACGCGAUGGCAAUGGCAAUGGAGGGGAAAAUCUCAGCAUAUAAACUUGUAUAGGGCAACGUCGGCACAACGUUUGGUGGGCACCAACGGCUCCUCCACCACCUCCUCCAGUGCCCGUCCAGUCGCCAGCCAAGGAACCCUUGUAAAUAUAUAAUGAAUCCGCUUAACGGAAUACUGAACGCUUGUGACACCCAGGCCCUAUCCUUGGUUUAAGAUAUACAUAUAAAUAAAUACACUUAUGUAAUUACCUAUAAUUUUAUGAAUAUAACAAAGCUUUAAUAUGUAAACCCAA
Molecule: messenger RNA, 5669 nt
Organism: Drosophila simulans
Lineage: Eukaryota; Metazoa; Arthropoda; Insecta; Diptera; Drosophilidae
Exons: 14
Coding region: 38-5200 (1720 amino acids)
Biological process (GO): monoatomic ion transport
Cellular component (GO): membrane; Golgi apparatus
Molecular function (GO): glutamate-gated receptor activity
Source: RefSeq, a predicted model, not a curated record